This is a messenger RNA of Peronospora matthiolae, 1239 nucleotides long. The record is from the annotation of a GenBank genome assembly. NCBI's taxonomy places the organism in Eukaryota, Oomycota, Peronosporomycetes, Peronosporales, Peronosporaceae.
AUGGAGAUCCAGCAGUCCGAGUCUAAUCGGUGCCAAGUACGUGGUCAAUACGGUCGUGACGGUUGCGUGUCCAAUGCAGAAGUCUCUAGUAUGCCUGCUUCCAGCACACAUGCCUCUAGCUUGCAGAUUUCCAGUAUGCGAACCACUGGUCUGCCAGCUUCUGGCAAGCCAAAAUCGAGCGUGCAGGUUUCCGGCAUUCAUGCACCACAACUCCAUUCGACUCAGCACUUUUUUAUUUCGACAAGUGAUGCUAGCAGUAUGCGUCCCGGUAAUGUCUCCGUAACGGCAGACGGUGACCAAGGUACAGGUCAUCGGGCUGCAGCCCGAGCCGCCCCAUCGCGUAUUCACCAACGCUCGAUGAAAUCGCCAACAGCUGCUACUGUUCUGAAUUGCUCGGAGUCGGAGAAGUCUCUAGUUCAGCUGUUAAGCUCGUUGAAUCAAGGAAGAGCCCCCGUAAACUCUGUGGCUGCUGAUGUCCAAAGUGUGGAUAGUAGUUACCGUCAGAAUGUUUCAGGCUCGAACGGAAAAGUAGCCGAGAGUGGAUGUAGUGGAGGUCCUGGCAACACCAAGACAGAAGCGUCGUUCCAAGUUGAUUCUGGUCGUGGCAUACUGGACAAUGACUACCAACCAGAACGUCCAUCCCGCGAUCAAGCAUUUGUUUGCUCAACGGCCGCGGUUGACAGCUCGCCUCGUGAUCGCUCGAACGUUGAUGAUCGGUCUAUUGAAGUGAGUAAACUACGAAAGCGAAAAUCUGGUGAGAACGACGCUGAGAAUGGGCUAACGGCACGUGGUCUACCUAACAUGGCGUCUCGAGACGCCUUCAGGGCAGUGUAUCGUGAUGAUAGCGCUGCGAGUCAACAACAUGUUGCUGGUCAGCGUCAACAACAGACAGGGACGAGGCCAUCCUUGAAGCCGGGCGACUGCGAUAAGGAUACCGCUUCCAAGAUUGAGUUGAAAAAGAACCAUUCGUCACAGAGACUACCACCGGCCCAUCGUAGACCAGGGCGUCCGCGCAAAGCACCUUCUGAUGAGACUGCUGCAACGGUGCUAACUCCACAAACGGAGAGAAAAGGGCAUCAAGAUCGUAGAAGUACCACCCCUAGUAAAAGGGGAAGAGGUCGGCCCCCCAAACGCGGCAAGCGAGCAAAAGGUAAUGGCGAAGAGACAACAGGCGACAACUAUAACGAAGAGCAGGAAGGGGGGAUGGCAAAGAUGAGGAUGGCGCGGAAAGCGAACUAG